Molecule: messenger RNA, 1253 nt
Organism: Salvia hispanica
Lineage: Eukaryota; Viridiplantae; Streptophyta; Magnoliopsida; Lamiales; Lamiaceae
Source: RefSeq, a predicted model, not a curated record
GUCUCACCGCUCCCACAAAAACCUACUUUUCCCUUGACAAAGAAUCAACCUAUAUUUGUAUGUAUAAAUAUUUGUACAACACACAAACAAAAAGCAUAGUACAUAAUUGCUCUCUCUCUCUAGCUAGAAUAAAAUGGGUCUUAGAGACAUUGGGCAGUCAUUACCUCCGGGAUUUAGGUUUAAUCCGAGUGAUGAAGAGCUGGUUUGCCAUUAUCUUCAUAAGAGGAUUGCUAAUGAAAAACUUGUUAGAGGCACUUUACUCGAAAUCGAUCUACAUACUUGUGACCCGUGGCACCUACCUGAUGUGGCGAAGCUGAAUUCAGAGGAGUGGUACUUCUUUAGCUUCCACGAUUGUAAAUACGCAACCGGUUACAGGACAAACCAGGCCACCAUCUCUGGCUAUUGGAAGCCCACCGGCAAGGAUCGUGUUGUGCUCGACCCUACUACCCGGGCCAUUGUGGGGAUGAGAAAAACACUGGUUUUUUACAAGCAUAGGGCUCCCAAUGGGGUCAAAACUGGAUGGAUCAUGCAUGAAUUUCGCCUUGAGAACCCACUAAUGCCUCCUAAGGAAGACUAGGUCUUAUGCAGAAUAGUUUAUAAAUCGAGUAGCAGCCCACAAAAUUUGUGUGAUCAUUCUACAUCUGGUGGCACUUCUCCUAAUUUGGCUGUAUCACCAACAAGUGAACAUACCUUGCUCAAUAAUACUCAUCAAAACAUGAUUAACUCCAUCUAUCAACGCGAAAACCCAAACCGGAACCCGAACACUUAUCCCGUCCACUCGGGAUACUUGCAUAUAUACCCCGAGGAGCGUGACAAGGAGGUUGUGUCUCAUCCAUCGGCCUCCAGUCAUAAUUUCAAAUUGAUCAAGACCAAGUGUGAGGACGACUUUGGAUUCUUGUUCGAUAUGAGCAUCGACUACUCUACUCGGAUGGACGGGAUGGUUUAGCAUCUUAUCUCGAGGAGGUUAGAUUUGAUAAUGUUAGCAGCUCAGUUUUUAUUUGAAUCAUAUGUAUAUAUGUACGUAGCAUCUAUUUGCAUGCUUGAUUUGAAGUAGAUGUAGAAGGGCCAUGUGUGAAUUUGUGAGUAGUAAUGUUUGUAGUUAUAUGCUGUUUAGGUGGGAAAUAUUAUUGCGAUGUGUAUAUAUGUGUAUUUUAAGAAAAAAAAAAAAUUGUCAUACAAAAUUAGUUUAGUAAAGGAUUCGAUUUGAUUACGUUGUAUAGUUCAAAAUUUGUAAUUUUGAUAUUAACCAAGUA